Sparassis crispa is the source of this 4794-nucleotide messenger RNA. RefSeq names its product Brefeldin A resistance protein. NCBI's taxonomy places the organism in Eukaryota, Fungi, Basidiomycota, Agaricomycetes, Polyporales, Sparassidaceae. The coding region runs from base 1 to 4794 and encodes 1597 amino acids. The transcript has 23 exons. Gene Ontology annotation, cellular component: membrane. Gene Ontology annotation, molecular function: ABC-type transporter activity; ATP binding; ATP hydrolysis activity. Gene Ontology annotation, biological process: transmembrane transport. The record is from RefSeq and is a predicted model, not a curated record.
AUGUCUUCCUCGACACCAUCCCCGAGGCCCCCCUGGCCACUCACCGCUCUUCUCCCCGGCCGUCUCCGCCAAGAUCAGCAGAUGCAGUACGACGACCUCGAAGCCCUCUACGAGCCCCGCGCUCUCCUCGCCCACGCUCCCUCCUUCACAUACCCAAACAACUCUGCAGACCAUCUCCAUUCUCCAGCGACGAAUACCACUGCUUCCCGCUCUCGCCGCUCCUCGCUAGACCGCCCUCCCUGGCCGCCAUACCCAGACCCGUUCAGCUCAGCGGAAGGUCUGCCGCGCCCGAUGACUGCGCCAGCCACGCUUGCGCCUGCAUCCGCCGAUGACGCAGCCAAGCACGACGCAGCCAAGCACGUCUACCCCGCAGCGCACGCUCAUCACCGCGGCGCGUCCUUCUCGUCCUCUCUGGACAUGUUUGAUUACGAACAGGAGCUCCGGGACGAGGUCGCGGGUGCGGAAGCUGCGGGGAUUCGGCGCCGCGAGCUCGGUGUCCUGUUCAGCGAUCUGCGCGUCGUGGGACUGAGCGCCUCUGCGACGUCGCAACCCACGUUCGGCUCGAUGUUGAACCCGCUCUCGAUUCUGGAUGCGAUCCAGUCGAUGCGACAUCCUGCUAUGCGCGAUAUUCUUUCUGGUAUCGAUGGCGUCGUGCGUCCCGGCGAGAUGCUUCUGGUCCUCGGGCGCCCUGGGGCAGGAUGCACGACGCUGCUGCGCACGCUGGCGAACCACCUGUAUCCGACCGACGCGCUGACGAUCUCGGGCUCGCUCUCGUACUCGGGGUUCGGGCCUGCGGAGAUCACGCACCAGUUCCGCGGGGACGUAUCGUACUGCGGGGAGGACGACGUGCACUUCCCGACGCUCACGGUGGACCAUACGCUGGCAUUUGCGACGAGCGCGCGUGCGCCUGCUGCUGCGGCUCGGCCGGCGGGGGUGUCGCGGGCCGCCUAUGCGCGGACGCUGGUGGAUCGGCUGCAGAAAGUGCUCGGCCUCUCGCAUGUGAAGGAGACCCUCGUCGGCGACGCGGAGGUGCGCGGCGUCAGUGGAGGCGAGAAGAAGCGUGUCUCCAUUGCCGAGGAUCUCGCGGGAAGAAGCGUACUUGGUUGCUGGGACAACUCUACCCGAGGCCUUGACUCCUCCACUGCGUUGGAGUUCGUUCGCGCACUUCGCCAGCAGACGACUACACAGCGCUUGACCACUAUUGCAUCGCUGUACCAAGCCGGCGAGCCUUUGUAUGCGCUAUUCGACAAGGUGUGCAUCCUCUAUGAGGGCCGCAUGGCAUACUUCGGACCCGCCAGUGAGGCAAGAAGGUAUUUUGAGGAUAUGGGUUAUGUCCCCGCCCAUCGGCAGACGACGGCCGACUUCCUUGUCACAGUGACCGACCCGCAUGCACGUAUCCAGCGACCGCUGCCGGAGCUGCAUGCGCCCCCACCACGUACAGCGGCCGAGUUUGCCGCUCGCUUUGCCGCACACCCCCUCGCGCGCGCGAAUCGCGCAGACAUGGAUGCCUUCCACGCCGCGCUGUCCCCGGCUGAGCGCAAGGCGUACGCUGCCAGCGCGCGCAAGGAGCGUGCGCGGGAAUCGUUGUCGCACUGUCGGGCGCGCGACGCCAAGCGCGGUGCUGUUGCCCAAAGUGGGAAGGGCAAGGGACGAGGUGAUGAAGAGGAGUGGGGGCGCGGCGGCGGGAGCUUGGUGACGAGCGUGCCGAUGCAGGUGCGCAUGCUGAUGCUGCGGCGCGUGCAGAUUCUUAAGGGCGCGUGGGUCGCGGUGUUGAUCGAGCUCUCGUCGUUUGUGAUUUUGGCUAUUAUUGUGGGCACGUCGUACCUGCGCCUCAAGCAGAACACCGAGGCGUUCUUCUCGCGCGAGAGCGUCAUCUUCUUCGCGUACGUCUGGGCAGGCCUUUCGACUAUGGCAGAGAUCCCGACGUCUUUCGCGCAACGACCCAUCGUGCUCCGCCAGUCCCGUGCAGCGCUGUACCGCCCGUUCGUUGAAUCGCUCGCGCUCACGCUUGUGGACAUCCCGAUCACGUUUGUCACGAUGGUGCUGUUUUCGUUCACGCUGUAUUUCUUAGUUGGCUUCCAGCAGACGGCUGGACAGGCAAUGGUGUUCAUGUUAUAUCUGUUUACGAUGACGGUCGCUAUGAAGGCAUGGUUCCGCACGCUCACGGCUGCGUUCAACGAUCCUGCGCCUGCGCAGGCGGCUGCCGGUGUAUCUAUGCUCUUCCUGGUACUCUACACAGGCUACCCUGUCCCGGAGCCGUAUAUUCCCCGUGCGCUUCGCUGGAUCUCAUACAUCAACCCACUCAAGUACGCUUACGAAGGACUUAUGGUGAACGAAUUCCAUACGCAGAAUGCGACAUGCUCGUCGCUCAUUCCUUCGGGCGCGGCAUAUGCGGGAGUCAGUAUCCUCAACCAGGCAUGUUCUGCAGUGGGCUCCCUCCCCGGCCAGGCCACUGUGUCUGGCGCGCGCUACGCUCUGCUCAACAACGGUUUCUCAUAUCGUCACCUGUGGCGGAAUUAUGCCAUCGUGUGUAUGUUCGGCGUUGCGUUCAUCUGCAGCUUUCUGCUCUUCACCGAGCUCAACACUGGCACGGCAAGCGAGACGUCUGUCGUGCUGUAUGCCCGUCGCCGGCGUCGCCCCUCCUCUUCUGCCACGUCGUCCCUUAAGGGUAAAGCGCCGGACGUAGUGUCCGCGAAAGACGUUGAGAAGGGUCGCGGCGACUCGUCCCCCGCGUCUGCUGAGUUCCCCAUUGUGACGAACCAGUCGGGCAUGGUCGAGAUCGAGCUCUCGCGUAUGGACCGGCCUGUGGCGCAGCGCCCGGCUUUGCCGAAGAUCAAGGGAGACGUCUUUUCGUGGCAGCAGCUGUGCUACACCGUUCCGCUUCCCGGUGGGCGCUCGCGCAUGUUGCUCGAGGACGUGUCUGGGUACGUCGUUCCUGGAAAGCUUACCGCGCUCAUGGGUGAGUCUGGUGCGGGAAAGACGACACUGCUGAACGUGCUCUCGGAGCGCACGACUGGGGGUGUGGUUACUGGUCAGCGGUUUCUCGAUGGCCAGCCGCUCCCGCUCGACUUCCAUGCGCGAACUGGAUAUUGUCAGCAGAUGGACGUUCACCUGUCGUCGACGACUGUCCGGGAGGCACUCCUGUUCUCUGCGAAGCUCCGCCAACCUCAGUCCGUCCCGCUCGCUGAGAAGGAAGCUUUCGUAGACGAGUGUCUGCAGAUGUGUGGGCUUGAGGAGUACGCGGACGCGAUCGUCGGCACGCUCAACGGCGAACUGCGCAAGCGCACGACCGUCGGCGUGGAGCUCGUCGCGAAGCCGUCGUUGAUUUUCCUAGACGAACCAACUUCCGGGCUCGACUCGCAGAGCGCGUGGGCGGUCAUGAGCUUCCUACGUGAUUUGGCGGAUAAUGGCCUGUCGAUUGUGUGCACGAUCCACCAGCCUUCGGCAGAACUGUUUGAGGUGUUUGACCGUCUGUUGCUGCUGCGCAAGGGUGGACAGACGGUCUACUUUGGCGACCUCGGCGAAAAGUCCUGCAAGGUAAUCGAGUACUUCGAGCGCAACGGCUCUCGGCCUUGCGGCGAUAUGGAAAAUCCUGCUGAGUUCAUCCUCGACGCCAUCGGUGCCGGUGCGACAGCGUCGUCCGAUAUCGACUGGUACGAGGUUUGGAAGCAGUGCAGAGAGGCGCAAGACCUGCAGAUGGAACUCGCCCUGAUCUGCAAGGAAGGCCGUACGCGCCCGCCAAUCAAAGCCACCCUCACGGGACACUUUGCCACGUCGUGGAUCUACCAACUGUAUGCAUUGGUGAUGCGGGACUACCAAAACCGCUGGCGGGAUCCGGUGUAUAUCAUCGCCAAACUGGGGGUGAACAUCCUCUGUGGUCUCGUACUCGGCUUCACGUACUUCAAGACGAAGAAUACUCAACAAGCUAAUCAAAACAAAAUAUUUACAAUCUACAUUUCGAGUUUCCUUGCUGCGCCUAUCGUCGACCAGCUCCAGAUUCCUUUCAUUGACAUGCGCAACCUAUACGAGAUCCGCGAGCGACAUAGCCGUAUGUAUGGUUGGACGGCCAUGGUCACUUCGCAGCUCCUUGUCGAGGUGCCAUGGAACAUGGUUGGGUCUGCACUUUUCUUCUGCUGCUGGUAUUGGACUGUGGGCUUUCCGACGGACCGCGCCGGCUUUUCGUUCUUGCUCUUUGCUGUCAUUUACCCUAUUUAUUGGACUGCUUUCGGUCAGGCUAUGGCGGCGAUGUGCCCAAACGCCGAAAUUGCUUCUCUCGUUUUCAGCUCGCUGUUCGCUUUCCAGAUUGCAUUCGACGGCGUACUGCAACCAUACAAGUCUCUAGGAUGGUGGAAGUGGAUGUACCAUUUGUCCCCUUCAACGUACUUCAUGGAAGGGCUUCUCGGCCAAGCUGUCGGGAAGCACCCGAUCGUCUGCGCUCCCGUGGAGUACGUGAACAUCAAUCCACCGUCGGGCAAGACCUGCAUGCAGUACAUGGGGCCCUACAUAUCUUCUGCCGGUGGUUACCUGACAAACCCGAACGCGUCAAGUAGUUGCCAUUAUUGCGCGUAUAGCACCACCGAUCAGUAUCUUAAUACAUUCAACUUCUCGUAUGGCCACCACUGGCGAGACUUUGGCAUUUUCUUCGUAUUCACUUUGGUCAACGUCAUCGCCAUCUAUUUAUUCUUGUUCUUAUUCCGAAUCCAGUCGGAAAACCCUUUAUCAUUGUUGAGGAAACGCUUCGUCGCUCAUUGGAGAUGGCUCCGACAACUAUCUAAUGCUCAUACUACUGCAUAG